Messenger RNA from Zalophus californianus (California sea lion), 7299 nucleotides. It is a transcript of the gene PARP8, whose product is annotated as poly(ADP-ribose) polymerase family member 8. Gene Ontology annotation, biological process: endoplasmic reticulum unfolded protein response. Gene Ontology annotation, molecular function: protein serine/threonine kinase activator activity; kinase binding; NAD+ poly-ADP-ribosyltransferase activity. Gene Ontology annotation, cellular component: nuclear envelope; endoplasmic reticulum tubular network; membrane. The coding region runs from base 262 to 2826 and encodes 854 amino acids. The transcript is spliced from 27 exons. Lineage: Eukaryota; Metazoa; Chordata; Mammalia; Carnivora; Otariidae. The record is from RefSeq and is a predicted model, not a curated record.
UCUCCAGCACCCUUGGCCCCCCACGGCCGUUGGUCCGGGCGGGGGAGGGAGAAAGUGAGACUCGGUGUCAUCACCAUCCAUUGUCAGGAGGGGAGGAAACUGGAAUCCAGCAGUGGCGAGCAGCAGCUGGGCGGUCACAUCUGGGAAUGCAAAGCCGACCUCCCCCCCCCUCCUCCUCCACCACCUCCUCCUCUUUCACCCAGGAUCACUUCCGAAACCACUUCGUCUUCAGCCCCUGCCUCGGCCAGAGGGAUUUAUUUAAUGGGGAUGUGUUCAAGGCAAGAGCGAAUUCAGAAGGAUAUCGACGUCGUGAUCCAGAAGUCCAGAGCCGAGAAGGACUGCCUGUUUGCAGAUUUCAGAUACUCAGACUCCACCUUUACUUUCACCUACGUUGGCGGCCCCAAAAGUGUAUCCUAUUCAGUACAUGUAUCUGAAGAUUACCCAGAUAAUACAUACGUGUCAAGUUCAGAAAAUGAUGAAGAUGUAUUAGUUACUACAGAACCAAUUCCAAUAAUUUUUCAUCGAAUAGCAACAGAAUUAAGGAAGACAAAUGAUACUAACUGUUGCUUAUCCAUAAAAUCCAAAUUACAGAAGGAAAAUGGAGAGGAGUCAAGACAAAAUAGUACAGUGGAAGAAGAUUCUGAAGGUGAUAAUGAUUCUGAAGAAUUUUAUUAUGGAGGACAGGUGAACUAUGACGGGGAACUGCACAAGCACCCCCAGCUUGAGGCUGAUUUGUCGGCAGUGAGAGAGAUAUAUGGGCCGCAUGCAGUUUCUCUCAGGGAAUACGGAGCCAUUGAUGAUGUAGAUAUUGAUCUGCAUAUUGAUGUUAGCUUUCUGGAUGAGGAGAUUGCUGUGGCUUGGGAAGUGAUUCGAACAGAACCUAUAAUUGUCCGACUGCACUGUUCACUUACACAGUAUUUAAAUGGCCCAGUGCCCACUGUUGAUGUCUUUCAGAUUUCUACAAAAGAGCGAUUUGGAUUGGGACAUCAGCUGAAAAAGAUCAUGCAGGCAUUUGUUACACAGCAGUGGAAACAGAGCAAAGAAAAAUCCAAUUGCCUGCACAAUAAGAAGCUAUCAGAGAAGAAGGUGAAAUCUCCCCUGCAUUUAUUUUCUACCUUGCGCAGGUCGCCAAGUUAUCCUCCCCCUGGUUGUGGUAAAAGCAAGUCCAAACUGAAAUCUGAGCAAGAUGGAAUUUCCAAAACACAUAAGCUGCUGCGGAGGACUUGUUCCAGUACCGUCAAGACCGACGAUGUGUGUGCCGCCAAGUCGCACAGGACCUUUGGUCGCUCCCUGUCCAGCGACCCCAGGGCUGAGCAGGCCGUGGCGGCCAUUAAGUCACACAAACUCUUGAACCGGCCCUGCCCAGCAGCUGUCAAGCAAGAGGACUGCCUCACUCUGAAGUCGCACAAACUGUUGACUCGGUCCUGUUCUGGAGACCCGCGAUGCGAGCACAAUACCAACUUGAAGCCCCACAAACUGUUAAGCAGAUCUUACUCCAGUAAUCUCAGAAUGGAAGAGCUGUAUGGACUGAAAAACCACAAGUUGCUCAGCAAGUCUUACUCCAGUGCUCCCAAGUCAUCCAAGACGGAGCUUUUCAAGGAACCUAACGCAGAGGGCAGGAGGCUCUCUCUUACCUCAGGGCUUAUCGGUAUCUUAACACCAUCUUCAUCGUCAUCUUCCCAGCCUGCUCCAAAUGGUGCCAAAUGCAUUCCAAUACGAGACCGUGGCUUCCUAGUGCAGACAAUUGAGUUUGCUGAACAGCGGAUCCCUGUAUUGAAUGAAUACUGUGUGGUUUGUGAUGAGCCACAUGUCUUUCAAAAUGGCCCCAUGCUUAGGCCCACUGUGUGUGAGCGAGAGCUGUGUGUGUUUGCUUUUCAAACCCUGGGAGUAAUGAACGAAGCUGCUGAUGAGAUAGCAACCGGAGCUCAGGUGGUAGAUCUACUAGUAUCCAUGUGUAGGUCUGCACUGGAAUCUCCUAGAAAAGUUGUCAUUUUCGAGCCAUAUCCUUCUGUGGUGGAUCCUAACGAUCCUCAGAUGCUGGCCUUCAACCCCAGGAAGAAGAACUAUGAUCGAGUAAUGAAAGCACUGGAUAGCAUAACUUCUAUUAGAGAAAUGACACAAGCACCAUAUCUGGAAAUCAAGAAGCAGAUGGAUAAACAAGACCCCCUUGCUCAUCCCCUACUGCAAUGGGUUAUUUCAAGUAAUAGGUCACAUAUUGUGAAACUGCCAGUUAACAGGCAACUGAAGUUUAUGCAUACUCCACAUCAAUUCCUUCUUCUCAGCAGUCCACCAGCCAAAGAAUCUAAUUUUAGAGCUGCUAAAAAACUCUUUGGAAGCACCUUUGCAUUUCAUGGCUCACACAUUGAAAACUGGCACUCUAUCCUGAGGAAUGGUCUGGUUGUUGCUUCUAAUACUAGACUGCAGCUCCACGGUGCAAUGUAUGGGAGUGGAAUCUAUCUCAGUCCAAUGUCAAGCAUAUCUUUUGGUUACUCAGGGAUGAACAAGAAGCAGAAGGUGACAGCCAAAGAUGAGCCGGCGUCCAGCAGUAAAAGCAACAGUGCAUCACAGUCACAGAAAAAAGGACAGCAGUCCCAAUUCCUGCAAAGCCGUAACUUAAAAUGCAUAGCCUUAUGUGAAGUGAUCACCUCACCUGACCUGCACAAACAUGGAGAGAUAUGGGUCGUCCCAAAUACUGAUCAUGUCUGCACACGAUUUUUUUUUGUCUAUGAAGAUGGUCAGGUUGGAGAUGCGAAUAUUAACACACAAGAAGGAGGCAUUCACAAAGAGAUCCUUCGAGUAAUUGGUAAUCAAACUGCUACUGGUUAAAGGACCAUCAUUUAAUUAACAUGAUUUGAAAGCCUUCCUCGGGUUCAAAGCUGGAUUUUGAACUGAAGAAGAUGAUAAAAUAAUUUAUUGUUAUUAUAAACAAAAGUAACCCUUUGAAUACUGAUUUUUUUCUUAGUAUUUCUAAGUAUCUUAUUAAAUACCUAAAAUGGUAUAAAAUUUAUCAAUUGUAGGGUUAUGGAAUCUAGUAAUAAAAUUACAACAGCACUUAAACUGAAGUUUGGGUUGCUCACACAAUAAACAGAUUGAAAAAACAGUUUUGUGCUGAUAUUUUUAUAUUAAACUCUUUAAUUGGAAAUUUGGUAUUAUAUACCGACAUUUUAGGUUACCAGAAUAGAAGUGAGAACAUUUUAUAAUGACGUCUAAAUCUAUACAGUACUUUGCAAUAAGUAUGUUUGCACAUUCUGAUGUACUACUUAAUUAGUGGUAUGAACAUUCAAAUGUUUUGGGGAGGGAUAUUUCCUAUUCUCCUGUUAUUUUUUUCUUAUACAAAAACAAUUAGGUCUUAGAUGCAGUGCUUUGCCCAAGAGUAUGUAAUGUAUAUAUCUGCAGAUUGAUGCAUCAAAAUGUGUGGUCGUGCAUGUAUGUGUGUGUAUAUGCACAUAUAUGUGCUUUGACAACAGAGAUGGCACGGCUCCACGAUUCUAUGCUCAUUUAAUGAAAAGAAAAUAAUAUUCAGUAAGCAGUAAAUCUGGACAUAAACCAAGAUAUGAGUCAAAUUUACCACCAUUCAUUCACUAAAGAUAUUUAGAAACAAUUUUUCUAUUUGUUUAAUUUCCCCUUCAGUUAAAAUUCAACUCUUUUAUAAUAUUAUCUAACAGUUAUAAUUUGGGGAACACAGAUGCCCCAGGUGGACUAAUUCUAUAUUCAAAUGGUUAUAUGUUUAAAAGAAGGGCCUCAGAAUUUAAACAAACGGUAUAUAUUUUUUAUUUCCUACAAUGGAACAUUUUUAAAAUUUAUUUAUACCACACCAGCAUUUUUUAUAUUUUUUCAUCUAAUAACCUCUGCUUAUUUUUUUUCGUAUUGAGAAAGAAGACAAAUGUUGAAGUUUCUUUUAUAUUAAAAGAACACAAAUAAGUUUAUAGAGAAUAAUAACACCAGCUCUUAGCAUUUUCCUUUCAAGAGUCAUGUGCUCAUCAAAAUCAUUUCUGUUUCUUUGGGUCCUAAAGUUAUUCUUAUUCAUUGUAUGUUUUAGACUGUUUAUUUUCCUACACGAUGUCUUUGGAAUAAGGCCAUUCAUGAGAGCAGUUUAAUUAGCAAGUCUACCACUCUAUUCAAACCCUGAAUCAAGGCUCUUAUCUGAUUCUAAUUUAUUUAGAAAGAAAAAAUAAAUAAAAAUGUUCAGUCAUUUGCAAAUAUAAUGUUAUAACUUCUGUGUUUAUUUCCUUUGGCAUAAAAGGGGAGCACAAAGGUCAUAUUCAUUGUUAAGGGUUGCUAUCUAAGAAGUAUUUGCUAAUUGUUUGUUUUCUUGUAUUGUAAAUAAUUGAUAUGCCACUUAUGUCUGCAAAAAUAGUCUUGAAGUGGAUGGGAUAUUAAUCAUUGUGAUAGAAUCCACUUAAAACAUUGAUCUGUUCUGAUUUGUGCCUCUGAACUCAAAAGCCAGACUGAGGGAUCCUAUUGCAUGGUAGGGCCGAGCUAUAGUAUCUUACUUAGUGUUCUGUGACCAGAUACUUGAAGACUUUACAUGGUACAAGAGGACGACUUGCUUUUUUUCUGUCAAGAUUUCCCAAGUCUUCCAAAAAACCUUUGACUGGGUUCUUUUUUUUUAAAAAACAGUUUUAAGCAACAAAACUAUAUUUCAAAUUAAUUUUGUGGCUCGUUCGAUAUAUAGCAUCAUUGUGAAGAUGUACUAGCAGGAUUUAGAAAUUGAGGUCUUGGAGCCCGACCUGUGUAGCAUCUAGUGCCUCCAAGCAUAGUUUUACAACCAUGGACCUAAUCCAUUAAGGUUUGACUUCACAGUUGAGUGAUCUGUAAGGAGUGAAGUAUGAGAAUCUGAACUGGAAGGGUAACUUGGAGGACUCAGGGGAGAGUAUUUCAGGGAGGAAAAACUGGCAUAAUGCAAACUUCUACUGCCAGUUCAAGAUUAAAAGUAGAUUAACCUCUUAGAGCAAGGGAAGUGGUUGAUAGUUUUAAUGCCUACUAAAUAUUACAGACAAUAGACAUCUUUUAUGAUAAUAAAAUCACAUGUCUCCUAAUGGUAAUUCAUUGAAUGUUAUUGCAAUGUAGAAUGACAGAUUGUAAAUUUGUUUUGAAGAAUUAAGUUCAGAACCUUUGUAAGCAAAUAUUCUAAGUAUUAGAGCCAGUCCUUUAAUUGGACUUUUGAUAUUGUGAUAACUAUAGCAUACUGAUACUUAUCUUUAUUUUUAAAGAAUCUAAUUUCAGUAUCUAUCAUUAGUAAAUGAACAUCAUGCUUCCGAGAUCCAAGUAGGUCUUUAAAAUGUAGAAGUUUGAACAUUAUCAUGCCUUGAUUCAGUCACCCCAUUAAGAUUACCUAUUGACAUAUUUGAUGAUUCCAAACAUGGAUAUUGUAUUGUAUUUAUAUAAUAUUUGAAGUCUGUUUACUGAUGCUUUGUUAUAGUUAUAUUAAUUAUGUAGCCAUUACUACAUAGUUAACCCGCUGAGGAAAGGUAAUCAUUUAUUUUCAUUCUUGAAGUAGGGGAAGAAGAACCUUAACUUAUUUCUACUUUUUCCUGUAUUACUGAUUUUGUAAACAUUUCACAAUGAGUAAUUUGUCCUCUUUCACUGUCCACUGGAUUAAAAAAUAGAAGAAAAUGAUUGAACAUUCAAGAAGAGAAAGGAGUAACAAUAUACUUAUAACCUAGUGCUAUAGAAUACAUUAUGGGAAGGCACUUUUGGUGCCUUACAUUGCAUUAUGUUGAAAUGAUUUUUAUUUUUUUUGCUCAACAAAUCUCAGUCAAAUGUUGGGUGUGAAGGUGGUUUUCAAUUUAAAAUUUAAACGAGUGCCACAUCCUUAAACGUAGUACCAAAUAUGUGAUGUGAGAAACCAACCCCAAAACUGUUGUUAAUGUUCUGAAUAUCUCAUUGAAAAAUUUAAGAGUUUAGAAAAGACAUCUCUCAGUUAUUCUCCGCUUUGAUAAAAGAAAGGAAACUUUUGAUAUGCAAGUCUAUGAAUUUUUAAUGUCAUUGAAAGAAUUUUAGCAGUACUUCAUACCAUCAUAAUACCAUAACUUGCCAGAGGCCAUGGUGUUUGAGAAAAUUUUAAGGAAAAACUCAUCCUCCUUGUUAAUGUCUGGAUGCCUUCAUGAGAUAGUAAUUUAAUAUGUCACAAAGGGCCACUCAACCUUGGACUGUCUACCACUGAAGUAUGUGGAUUUCAUAGUAGCACUUGAAGCACAUUGUAAAAAUAUUAGGAUGUUAUUCGAUUGUUCUGCUGAAUUCUUCAUUAUAACGCUACCUCAAGACAAAUGAUACACUGUUUGUUAAGGUAACUUGGUUUCCAGUCGAAAGAACAAUAAAAUUUUGCAAAUGGAAAUUAUCAGAUAAUUCAGUCAAGACCAUGUUGCUGGACAUAGAUAUUGUCAGUUACCUCCUGACAUGCAGAAAUAUGGAUAUUUCAGUCACUGGUGCUGAGUGACAUAGCUAAGACCCAGUGAGUGAGGUGAAGGGGUUUCAAGGCAAAGUUUGAAUAUAGUUAGUUCCCUUUAAGAUUGGUUUUCUCCAUGGGCCAGUUUUACAUCCAUUCACCUAAGCCACAAACAAUCGCCCACUUACAGUUAAAGGGUUAAAAUACUCAACUGCUUUGCCAGAAUGGCAGACUGAAUAUUCAAUUCUUUUGGCAUUGAAUGCCUGCUAAAUUUUUGUCAGAUUAUAUAUAAAUUUGAUGUAUAUUAUUGUCCAGUCAGUUUUUCCUGGAGAUUUUGUAUACACUAUGAUAUAUUAGGAUAAGUUUUUGUAGGUUAAAAGAAUUUCAAGUAGUUUUUAGACAAAACAUAUCCAUGAGUGUGAAAAAGCUGUGUUGAAGAAUAGAUUACAUUACACAUUUACCAGCAAGUCAGUAAAAAAAAAUAGUGCUUAUUUACAUAGUCAACAUAAUUUAAUGUCCUAAAAAUAUUUUCUUCAAUCUGCCCAAUAUUUAAUGUAUCAUUUGAGAUUUAAAAAAAUGCAGCCACUCCUUUAUGUAAACAUUAAAAGAUGCCUAUGUUUCUUUAAUUAUCCAGCCUUCUUUACAAUAAAUUUCUUGACUUUUGUGCACGAAAUAGUAUUGCAACCUGCUAUCUAGCCUUUGGUGCCUUAGAGUUAUUAUAAAUAUUUAACAAUAUGUACAUAAUGUAAAUACUGCCAAGAGAUCACUAAGGCCAAAUAUUUUCUCUAUUCACUUUUUAUUGCACUUGCUUUCUAUUGCUACUUAAGCCUCUUUUACCCAGCUUUGUAAUAGUUCUAACAUUGUAGCCAAUGUAAAUGUUUACUUUCAAUAAAUCUGAAUUUGUUCAACAA